UGAAAGUGAAAAGGUAAAGAACACUUCCCUAGAAUGGCGAAGAUUCUUAUAUUUUCUAUUAUUGCUGUGUCGAUAUGUGAUGCUGGAUUUAUACCCGAUCAUUAUUAUUCUCAUUUUCCUAACUUAAACACUGUUUAUCAUGGGCAUGGUGCUACGAGUUAUCAGAAUGUUCAAAUACAAAAUCAUCUUUCUGUACCAAUUCCCAAAGAUCUCCAAGUAGAUGAUGGCUAUUCUCAUGAUGUCAUGCAGCAUCAUAAUGAAGAUCCAGAACUACUAUUAGAUCAUUUACCGGAUUCACAUAUUGCUUUGGAACAUUCUUUUGUCUCUAAUGAUGUUCCCUACGAGGAUACUGAUGAUAUUUUACAUUAUGAUUCGGAGCAUUAUGACCAUGAUUGAUGAAUAUGAAUUAACCAGUAAAAUAAUUAUUCUAUCAACUAUUAAUCAAUCAACAAGUAUCGUAUCGACCUUAUUGUUAAAAUAAAGUAGCCAAUACAAUUUAUUUUAAUCUACUACUAAAAAAAAUUUUCAUUUCUCAACAAAAUGGAAAAUUCAAUAAAUGCAAUGAACAAUGAAAUUACUAAUCACUGAGGAAUGUGAUAUUUCAACUAAAAAAACACAAAAAUUUAUCUAUUAGAGAAACCUACUCUCUUUGUUUUUAUUAUUUUCUUUUCUGAUUUUUAAUAUCAUAUACAGAUUAAAAUUAUUCAUAAAUUAUGUAAAUAACAUUGUGAUAGCGAAAAACAACAAUGUAGAAUCAUAAAUUUCUAAACUUUUGCAUUUUUAUGUACAAUGUUUUUUUUUUUACUAAAUUUACAUCGUACAAUAAAGACAUACUCUUUUAUAAUUAAAAUUAAUUUUUAAUAGAAUUCGUUUUUUUUUUGCUAUAACAUUAUUCGUACCUACAAAUUCAAGUGACGGUGAAACACGAGGCGACCGUCUACGUGUUCCCUUGUUUGAAUUAUUACUCUAAAGAUUUUUGACUAGAUCACCUUAAUUAUUGACUGCUCGAUCUACUUCUUGUUCGCGCAACAACGUGGAAUAAUAAUACUCUUAUAAAAAAAUAUUCAGAAAAGAUAAGCUAAAUAUAAGUAUUACUUACAACUAUUCAUUUAUAGUAAUAUUUAUAGUUUAUCUAAAAAGAGCAUCCGAUAUUAUUAAUAAUAUCGUCAUGAACAAAAAAAUACAAUUACAAAUUAUUAAA
Molecule: messenger RNA, 1201 nt
Organism: Chelonus insularis
Lineage: Eukaryota; Metazoa; Arthropoda; Insecta; Hymenoptera; Braconidae
Exons: 4
Coding region: 34-396 (120 amino acids)
Source: RefSeq, a predicted model, not a curated record